UCACAUGUCAUUCAGCUGGUCUUAGUGAGGGGUCCCCAGUUUGUUUUCUAUUUUGAACCGUGACGUUUGAGCCUAGUAUGUUGUGUAAUGCUACGUCAUCACCAUCCAAAGUACUUGGUUGUAGUGGAGAAAACAACAGGUGGACUCAGUGCUGAAGGGAACCAGAUAAUAGGAAGGGAGACAGGGUUAGAGAUUCGGUUUCGAGCUUUCGUCAGUCUCGCGGUUGAUGGGAACGUCAGAGAAGAUGGUUCCCGGGGCCGAGGAGUGGAACCUCUCUUUUGCAGGCUGCGGAUUCAGGAGUGUUUACUAUGUGGGAGCUCUGAGCUGUAUCUUGGAGCGGGUCCCGUGGCUGGUUCACGGCGCCUCUAAAAUCUGCGGGGCGUCUUCGGGUUGUCUUGUGGCCGCAGCUCUGUGUGUGGGGAUUCCUAUUGAGUUAUGUGUUGAUGUUCUGACUACGGCGAAAGAGGCCAGAAAACACACUCUGGGAGUUUUCCACCCGACCUUCAGUCUGCUGCGGACCGUGCGGGACUCCCUGCUGGUCAAGCUCCCAGAAGACGCCCACCUCCGAGCCUCCGGGAAGCUCUGCGUGUCCCUCACCAGACUGGUCGACGGGGAGAACGUUUUGGUGUCAGAGUUCGACAGCAGGGAGGAGCUGAUCCAGGUUCUCAUGUGCAGCUGCUUUUUCCCCGUUUACUGUGGUUUCAUCCCACCUUCGUACCGUGGAGUGUUCUACAUGGACGGAGCUCUGAGCAACAACAUGCCCCUGUUCGAGCAGAGAAACACCAUCACUAUGGCCCCGUUCUCAGGCGAGACUGACAUCUGCCCCAGAGAGGGCACAUUCAACUUCUUUGACGUCCACUACGGCAACGUUAGCAUUCAAGUCAACACCGGCAACGUGCAUCGUGUCUGUACGUCCUUCCUCCCUCCUCCGCUCGAGAAGCUGGCUGAAAUCUGCCACAACGGCUACAUGGACGCGCUUCGUUUCCUGAAAGAAAGAGACUGGGGAGCGCAGUGCAUCCCCCACCGUGUUGUGGUGGAGGCAGGUGGAGCCAAACCUCCUUGUUGUGAGCUGGUGAAGGAGCUGUGUCAACUAGAAGACUGUGGGACGAAGAAGAGGAUGCUCAACGGACAUGUUCCUCAUCAGGAAGACCAUCUGUGGCUGGACCACAGAGUCAUAGAGAACCUCCCAGUGGCCAUCAAGAGAGUGUUGUGCGAGGCGUGCAGGGACAGUCGUGAUGGUGGCAGCUGGUCAGCGUGGUGCACAGACUUCCUCCUGGUGAAAGCGGUUAUGUAUUUACUGACCCUCCUCAUCCUGCCCGUGGAGGCGACCUUCUCACUCACCAAAAGCGUGAUAUUAUCUGGAUCUGCGGCCGUGUGCAGACUGCUGGCUUCGUCUGAAAAUUUCUGCAAGCAGACCGGGAACAUCGAAGGUGAUAAUCACUCCAGCAGAGUGUCUCGGGAGCAGAUCUGCAGCGUCACGUCCUCUGGUUCACGCCGCCGUGACCACUCAGCAGGUGACAGAGAAAUUCCAACUUUGGCCUCAAGAAGAAUCUUGAGCUUCAACAAACAUCUCCACUGGGACAGCAACAGUAACCUGGACCUGCUCUGCUUCAUCUCGACCGACACGGAUUCACCUGCACGCGGCAAGGUGACGUUAAACACGGAAGUAAAUGACGACACCAUCAACUGUGAGCGGGACAGAAGGAAGACAAUUUAGAGAUGCAAAUAACCACUAUAGUUUGAGCACUUAAGCUGCAGUGAACUCAUUUAAAUUAAUAUAUUUUUUAUGUGUUUGCAUCCAUUUAACAAGAAAAAAUAAAUAAAUAUAUAUUGAGAUCAUGACCAAAACUAUAGUUCUGUUCAGACAGACCAAAACAGCCUGAUGAAAUUGAGUGAAUGCUUUAAAAUGUGCCUGCCAAAUACUUUGAUUAUGAAUAUUUAUUGUCCAUUUAACUUAAAGUCAGUUAUGUGAAGAUGCGUUCCUCUGUGGCAUUGCCAAAUCUUUUAAUCUACCUCUGACGUCGUGAUGUUACAUUCUGUAUGAGUGCUUGUUGUUGCUUGUUCUUUUGUAUGCUGGUUACUUGUUUCUUUUUGUUGUUACUUCUCCAGAAAUUAAAAUAAAAAUCUCAUGCUCACAAA
Molecule: messenger RNA, 2139 nt
Organism: Mugil cephalus (flathead mullet)
Lineage: Eukaryota; Metazoa; Chordata; Actinopteri; Mugiliformes; Mugilidae
Product: patatin-like phospholipase domain-containing protein 2
Exons: 9
Coding region: 227-1717 (496 amino acids)
Biological process (GO): lipid homeostasis; triglyceride catabolic process
Cellular component (GO): lipid droplet; cytoplasm; membrane
Molecular function (GO): triacylglycerol lipase activity
Source: RefSeq, a predicted model, not a curated record